Phytophthora infestans T30-4 is the source of this 1068-nucleotide messenger RNA. RefSeq lists its product as uncharacterized. Bases 1 to 1068 code for a protein of 355 amino acids. The transcript has a single exon. NCBI's taxonomy places the organism in Eukaryota, Oomycota, Peronosporomycetes, Peronosporales, Peronosporaceae. The record is from RefSeq and is a predicted model, not a curated record.
AUGGCGCAGCGCGACAGUCGUCCGCGCGUCAAACUGUCGUGGCAGGAAGCGAUGGGUGAAGAAGCAGCAACUGCUGCUGAAGCUAAACCUAGCAAGAGCAAGAAGGCGAGCCCCAAGCCACAGUUCAAAGACGCGAAACCCAAGCGCAAGAAGCGACACCCGAACGAGGUGAGGACGGAGCAAGACAUGGAUGCGAUCGCGGGCUACGACGACAGCUCAGAGAGUGUACUGGACGAGGAGAUAGAUACAUUCGGAGGUGCAGGCUUCGUUAUGGUAGAUUUAGAGAGCGAGCUCGAGGAGCUGGCUUUGGUGGCUACCGAGGAAGGAUUCGCAAGUGUGCGAGUCGGUGGCACGCAGAGUAAGUCGAAGAAGAACAAGAAGAAAAAGAAAAAUGAGAAGAGGAAGGAGGCAGAGGUGGUCACCGUGGUGGAGACUGCGAUAGAGACCAAGAAGAGCUCAAAGAAGACCGCUAAAAAGAUGAGGCAAGCACAGAAAUUGCUGUAUAAAGUAGAGGUAGAGGAUGUUGAAGUGGAGAUGACAGUGAUGGGUAUACAGAAGAGCAAAAAGCAGAAAAAGAAGAAGAAGGAGAAGCAACAGACAGUCAUUGCUACCGAUGCUGCUGCGUCGGCAGGGGAAUCAACUCAAAGCAAGGCGAAGGUGGAGACGCAAGGUGAAAACGAGAAGAGCAAGGAUCAAGCUAAGCGUGGUGCAAAGAAAAACACUCCAGAUGCUUCAAAGAACGAUAAAAAUCAGAAGAAAAAGACAGACAAGGAGAACCGGACGCUUGAAUUAGAGGAGAAACAAGCUCCAUUGUCACAAAGUGAGACGGAUAGGAAAUCCAAGGCGACAAACAGAGGUAACCGUGGCAAUGGACAGGUUACCUACUCGGAAUACUUGGAUCAUGACGUGGUGAUUCGUGGACUUGAGAUGGGAGGCCUCCUUCAAGGCAAACUUCGGGUCAACGGCAUGUAUCGCAUGGAUGGCUACAUCACAGUAGAUGGCUUGUCGAUGGAUGUGCUGGUUAAGGGCAUGCAGGAUCGUAACCGUGCUCUAGACGGAGAUCUGUAG